Molecule: messenger RNA, 460 nt
Organism: Rhizophagus irregularis DAOM 181602=DAOM 197198
Lineage: Eukaryota; Fungi; Glomeromycota; Glomeromycetes; Glomerales; Glomeraceae
Source: RefSeq, a predicted model, not a curated record
CCACUUUUGCAAAAUGAAUUGUUGAUUCUCGCGACCAUGCUUUUCGAACAGGACUAUUGAUUUUUUCUCUCAAAACAUCAAGAACAAAUUUUCGAUUAUGUUUCAAACUGAUAGUUUUGUCUUCAUAGUUGUAUUCCCAUUCUUGAGCGGCACAAGAUUCGGCAUAUCUUACGAAUUGAAUAAUUCGUGUACCUUUACAAAUAUUGAAAAUUUAAAUCGUAUUUGUUACUUUAAUACCUCCAGCAACAUCGAACACGAACCCAGUUCUUUUGUUGGUAAUAAAUGCUCCAUUAAAAUACCAGAAAGCUUGAAUGAUUUUAGCACCUUGAAAAAUAGAAGCAUUUUCAACUUCAAGAACUUUCUCAGAAUGUUGAGCUAUAAUCCAAUAAUAUUUAGUCAUUUUUAGGAUAAAUUAUUAGAAAACCGUUUGUGAUGUGAAAUAUUUUCUACCAAAAGGUAA